Molecule: messenger RNA, 630 nt
Organism: Cololabis saira (Pacific saury)
Lineage: Eukaryota; Metazoa; Chordata; Actinopteri; Beloniformes; Belonidae
Gene: urp1
Product: urotensin-related peptide 1
Exons: 5
Coding region: 61-471 (136 amino acids)
Biological process (GO): blood vessel diameter maintenance; regulation of blood pressure
Cellular component (GO): extracellular region
Molecular function (GO): hormone activity
Source: RefSeq, a predicted model, not a curated record
UGUAGUUCUUGGUCGAGCUGAAGAGCAGUCCGGAUCUGACCAUCUAGAAGAAACAACAUCAUGCUUUCUGUAGCUCUGUUUUGUCUUGUGGCUGUGAUUUGUUCUGCAACAUGGGGACAUACUUUGCCCCUCUACACCGAGUCCAACCAGGCGCCACAAGCAGAUUUCAUUCAGAAGUUAAUGUCAGAAGUGGAGGAUGGCGUCUCGGUUGCCGAGGGAGAUAAGAGAGAGAUGAAUAACUUGUAUCCGCUACUGAUCCAAGAGAAUGGAGAAAGAGACUCCUGGAAGACAGGUGAAAAAGACUCGGCACAACAAGAUAAAUUUGCUAAUAUGGUUGAGGACCUUAAAGAUGCGGUGAUAAAGCUGGCGGCGGCCGACAAGCUUCGCUCUCAGGGCUUUGUCAGAUCAGGGCAGAGUUUACCAAAAACAAACAAGAGAGCAUGUUUCUGGAAGUACUGUGUGACCAACUAGGACUCAGCAGCCGAUCCUUCGGUGUGGUUCGAGUGUGGCCCUGUUGGGGACUCUUUCCCUCACUAUCAUCGUUUUUGUUUCUCAUCAAAUGGCAUGUUUAUCCUGUCUACUGGAUCAAAGGAAAAUAUAUUUUUAAAAAUGUAAAAUUGUCUUUUUUUG